Messenger RNA from Opisthorchis viverrini, 2496 nucleotides. RefSeq lists its product as hypothetical. Gene Ontology annotation, molecular function: transmembrane transporter activity. NCBI's taxonomy places the organism in Eukaryota, Metazoa, Platyhelminthes, Trematoda, Opisthorchiida, Opisthorchiidae. Gene Ontology annotation, cellular component: membrane. The transcript is spliced from 20 exons. The record is from RefSeq and is a predicted model, not a curated record. Gene Ontology annotation, biological process: transmembrane transport. The coding region runs from base 48 to 2231 and encodes 727 amino acids.
CGCGCCCUUCGGAUACGCUGUCGCACCUUCGGUCGUAGGCGUUUAGGAUGGGACAGUCCAGCUCCGCUAGGCUCACAGUACCUUCCAAGGACAUUGAAAAAACAACCCGUUUUGGUCCUGUCAGCAAAAGAUCAUGCACAGACCUUCCAUGUUGCUUGCUGUUCCUACUUUUUCUCGUCGGAUUUGUAAUCGUUACGCUUUGGAGUUUUGCAAUGGGUGAUUACCGUCGUGUUGUUUACCCGACGAAUUCCAAGGGUCAGGUUUGUGGGAGAGAUGUUCCUGGCAGGCCAUUCCUGUAUUUCUUCGACCUGUCACUCUGUUUGAGGAUGGCCCCGGUCGCCGUCUUUACCGGAUGCCCAACACCCCAAGUUUGCGUGUCUUCUUGCCCGGACUACUACUGGUCAUGGAAAUCUCCGUAUAAUACUCCGAACCCACUAUCAGCUCGUGAGCUCAUGAUCUGUUUGGACGGAAAAAAUGCUACGGAUCCGGAAUUUUUCCAUGUGCCCAUCGACGACUUGGUUCGAACUCGCAAGUGUGCACCGUACACAUUCAAUUCAAAACCAGUUUUUGGUCGGUGCAUGCCAAGUCAAAUUAAUCGCUUGUUGUCCAAUGGGACGGGAAAAAUUUACGACAGCGCAGGACAACAGAUAGUCUUAACUGAUUCACAGGAUAAACGUGUCAGCGGCGUUUCUGUGGUCCGUGGACGCGACACCAUCAUGCACCUGACCGAUGCCUUUGAGAAAAUUGCGUCCGACUUGGCUGUCAGCUGGCCAACAAUUUUGAUUUGUCUGUCUGUCAGCAUCGUGCUUUCAUUUGUUUGGAUCGUUACGUUACGCUGUUGUGCUGGUGUAAUGGUCUGGUCCAGCCUCAUCCUCUUUGUGCUGUUGUUCACUGCAUCUGCUGGAUUUUGCUUCUAUCGGUGGCAUUACUUGCGCAACACGGCAGAGGAGAUUCCGUCGGAGCUUACCUUUGAUUUGACCUUAUACUUUCGGUCGGCUUCCCUAUGGCUAGCCUUUGGUAUCAUAUCGGCCAUUAUUCUCGUGAUCAUCGUUCUGGUACUAAUAUUCCUCCGCGAUCGAAUACGAAUCGCUAUUGCGAUAAUGAAUGAAGCAAGCAAGGCAUUGAUCCACAUGACUUCGGUCUUCUUUUGGCCACUGCUGCCGCUCGUGCUUGAAUUCCUUGUGAUCGCACAAGUUUUGUUUGUAUCUAUCUCUCUGCGAUCCAUUUCCGACCCGGUUAUGGUGCAAGAUAGCAACAAUCAAACGCUUCCACCGCUCAGCUCCGAAGAGAAGGCUCGUAAGGAUUUGCAGGACUUCUUCAAGCUCAUUCCAUGUGAUCCGUUGACCAAUUCAUCAGCUGGCAAGGCAUGCCGUUUCCUGUACUACGGGGAUAGAAAGUAUACAAUUUUCUUGCAAUUAUUCAAUGUCUUCAUGUUUUUUUGGCUCGUCAACUUCGUCCGAUCUCUGGCAGAGAUGACCUUGGCCGGUACCUUCGCUCACUUUUACUACUCGCGCAGUGACCCGAAUGCCAUGCCCAAGUGUCCAUUGCUCCAGAGUUUCUAUCGAGCUGCGGUCUUCCACAUUGGUUCACUGGCACUGGGUUCGCUUCUUUUGGCUCUAUUUCAGUGGCUGCGUCUACUUCUGGAGUAUCUUGAUGCCAAACUGAAAAAGUUCGACAAUGGAUGUACGCGCAUCUGUUCGCGAUGCUGUUGUUGCUUCCUCUGGUGUCUGGAGAGGUUCAUCCGUUUCCUUAACCGUAACGCGUUCAUCAUGAUUGCUAUUCAUGGACAAAACUUUUGCUCGGCUGCUCGAACAGCGUUCAACCUGCUUGCGAGGAACCUCGUCAGAGUGUUCGUGGUCGACAAAGUUACAGACUUCCUUCUAUUCGUUGGCAAGCUAGUCGUGAUCGUCAUCAGUGCUGCUUUGGCCUACCUGUAUCUGAAUGGUGUUAUUUUCGCGGAUACACCAUUUGCGGAUAUGGCACCUGAGCUGCACUACAUCGCUGUGCCGGUGCUUAUUGUCGUAAUUGGAUCAUAUAUCGUCACUUCCUUGUUUGCCAGUGUCUAUGCGAUGGGUGUGGAUACAAUCUUCCUGUGUUUCUUGGAAGAUUUGGAAACCAACGAUGGUUCUCCCGAGAAACCCUACUACAUGAACAAGGAAUUGUUGAACAUUUUGGGUAAAAAGAACAAACAACAACCCCUCAAGGGUAUCGAGAUGGAUGAGGCAAACUAGUACGGACAGAAUGAACCGAUUCGGAUUUUACCCAAGAAGAAACAAUCACCGGGUGGUAUCAUCCAAACUUUUACUUUCCGUCAUUUUUCUGUGUCUACGAACUACUGCUUACUACACUGUUCAUUCCCUGUAUCCCUCUUUCCCCAAAUUUUACUAGGCGGGUCGUCUGCAAUUGAACCAAACUAUCACAGGGAUUUUCGUGGUUUCCAGGUGUCAUCCAGUUUUAUCAUGAACCUUUGUGCUUUUCUGAUUUGGUACAUUCAGG